AUCAUUAUCCGGUUAAAUCUUCUCUUUCUUCUCGCUGUCGACAUUCUUAUCAAAAAUCAACAGACGAUGAAAUGUGACGCGAUGCCGUAAAAAUAGCACGCCUCCUUCCAGAAGUCGCAAGCGUGCGCAUGCGUAGUAGCGGAAGUUACAUUUUCGGUAGGUGUAACAUUUUCGGUAGUGACAGUGACAACAGUCAACAGGCUAAUCAGGAAGCAUAGUAAAAUUUAGUAUGGUGUGCACAUGCGCGAAGAUAGCUCGCACGUCUGCGCGUGCGCACUGCAAAACGAGGAGGAGCAGCCUUUAGUGUUUUUGUUUGUCAUUUGCCUUCUAAGUUUGCGUUGUCAUUGAGUGUCAUGUUGGCUACUAGGUAGUAAUUUAGCAAAUAGGAGGCCGUACAUUCCGAGUCGUUCACGAACGAUUAAAAGACCAUUUUUUACAACGAUAAUGAUCCCUACUCUAAUAAAUACCUUUUCAAACUGUUCAUUGAUUUUCAUGAAAACCACUAGUAAGUUCUCGAAAUGCAUUCGCGUGAGGUAUCAGCACAGUUUGUACGAUAUGGCAAUCAUAGGUGGUGGAAUUGUUGGCCUGGCAGCAGCAAGGGAGCUUAUCCUUAGACAUCCUACACUAAGCUUUGUACUGCUGGAAAAAGAAAAAGAACUUGCUCUACAUCAGAGUGGACACAACAGUGGAGUAAUCCAUAGUGGUAUUUACUACACCCCUGGUUCCCUGAAGGCCAAACUGUGUGUGCGGGGUGCCACACUUACUUAUGAAUACUGUGAAAAGAAUGGCAUCCCCUAUAAAAGGUGUGGCAAGCUGAUUGUAGCAGUAGAGAGGGAAGAGAUUCCAAGACUAAAGGCCCUCUAUGAGCGUGGCCAAAGCAACAAUGUGCGAGACCUCUGCAUAAUUGAUGCUAAAGGAAUUAGGGAACGAGAACCCUACUGCAGGGGGCUAAUGGCUAUUGAUUCACCCUACACUGGCAUUGUGGAUUGGCAUCUGGUGUCUCUUACCUAUGGAAGAGAUUUCCAAGCAGCAGGUGGUACUGUAAUUACAGAAUUUGAGGCUGCUGCAAUUUCAUCUGUGCCUGAGAGCCCAGCUGGCGAUACCAGUGGUAUUAAAUUUCCUAUAUCAGUUAAAAGUUUAAAGGGGGAUGAAGUACAGUGUCGUUAUGUAUUGACCUGCGGGGGUCUUUACUCUGAUCGUCUGUCUGAAAUCUCUGGCUGCAGUCCUGAGCCUCGCAUCGUCCCAUUCAGAGGGGACUAUCUGGUCCUGAAGCCAGAGAAACAUUACCUUGUCAGAGGCAACAUUUACCCUGUACCUGAUCCUCGUUUCCCCUUUCUUGGGGUUCAUUUCACCCCUCGAAUGGAUGGCAGUGUGUGGCUUGGACCCAAUGCUCUUUUAGCCUUCAAACGUGAGGGCUAUAGGCCCUUUGACUUUGACCUCUGGGAUUCAAUAGAUGCUCUGUCUUACAGGUACUCACAUUUAUGUUAUUUAGACAUCCUCACACAUACAGUAAAAACUCGGAUUGCAAGCAUAAUUCAUUUUGGAAACAUGCUCGUAAUCCAAAGCACUCGUAUAUCAAAGUGAAUUUUCCCAUUAGAGAUAAUGGAAACUCAGAUGAUUCGUUCCACAACCCAAACAUAUUCAUAUA
This is a messenger RNA of Paramormyrops kingsleyae, 1648 nucleotides long. NCBI's taxonomy places the organism in Eukaryota, Metazoa, Chordata, Actinopteri, Osteoglossiformes, Mormyridae. The record is from RefSeq and is a predicted model, not a curated record.